Molecule: messenger RNA, 1425 nt
Organism: Monodelphis domestica (gray short-tailed opossum)
Lineage: Eukaryota; Metazoa; Chordata; Mammalia; Didelphimorphia; Didelphidae
Product: T-box transcription factor TBX21-like
Biological process (GO): positive regulation of DNA-templated transcription; regulation of transcription by RNA polymerase II; lymphocyte migration
Cellular component (GO): chromatin; nucleus
Molecular function (GO): RNA polymerase II cis-regulatory region sequence-specific DNA binding; DNA-binding transcription factor activity, RNA polymerase II-specific
Source: RefSeq, a predicted model, not a curated record
AUGCAGGUGACCCAGUCAUGUUUGGAUCAUCCCUUUGAUUCCACUGACAAUGGCAGUCGAGUUUUGUCUUUUGAACCACAUUCCAUGAACCCUGGCCUUCUACCGUACAUUGGUUUCCCUGAGAGCAAGAAGCAGAAAACUGGGUUAAGUGAUGGGCAGGGGAGCUCCUUGCACCACCCUGAGCCCUGGUCUCCUCUGGAUGCCAAAGAAGCUGAAAGUGCCCACCCAUUCAGUGGUGAGGCCUCAGAUCCAGGAGUCCCCAUGGUGGCUGAGAGGAUUCACCAACCUGUAAGCCCCACAAGCUUGCAGCCUGCCCAGAAUGACAGUGUCUUAGAGGGGGUCGAACCAGGUAGCUGUCUGGUCCUGCCUGUCUCCAAAGCCAAUGGCUCUUCAGGACCUAGAGGUAAGCAAAGAUCUCUGUACUUCCAGGGCACCUCAAGCUCUGGAAAACUGAAAGUGUUCCUCUGCAACCAGGACCUGUGGCUCCAGUUUUCCAGGCAACAGAAUGAAAUGAUCCUCACCAAGCAAGGCCGAUCCAUGUUCCCCUGCCUGGCUUACAAAAUCCAGGGUAUGGACCCCAGUGCCCUCUACCACAUCUUUGUUGAAGUGGGGCCCGUUGACAAACACCACUGGCAAUAUCAGUUCGGGCGAUGGCUCCCAAAAGAACAACAACAAGAAGAGGAUCAUCUGCCAGGUAACCACUUCUAUCAACACCCUGACUCACCCAACACUGGGGCUCACUGGAUGGACAGAGAGAUAUCGUUUAAAAAGCUCAAGCUCACCAACCAGAAGACAGCUUGCAAGAAUGACAGCCAGGCCCCAAUCUUAUUGAAGUCUCUCCACAAAUACCAGCCCAGGCUCCACAUUGAAGAAGUCAGUGAUAGAAAGCAGCACAUGCUGGUUUCUUCCUCCUCCACCCACACCUUCACCUUCCCAGACACAGAGUUUAUUGCUGUGACCACCUAUCAAAAUUCUGAGAUCAAACACCUCAAAAUUCAAAACAAUCCUUUUGCCACUGCUUUUAGAGAAGGAAGCUCCUGUCCUGGACAAAGCUUGAAGAAGUUUCCUCCAGCUGGGGAAUGCAGUGGAUCCACCUCAUCUCCACCAGCUUUAUUGGUUUCCAACUAUCCUGUCCAUGUCCAAGAGGGUCCUGGCCAAGUCAAGGUCUGGGAUUUGAUGCAUGGCUCCCAGCCACCCUCAGGGCAUUCCUAUGACUCCAGGGACAGCAGCACCACCACCAGCCUGGCCUUGCCCUUAACCAUGGAAGGUGAUCUUCUACCCUGUACCUCUCCAAAUGCAGUGUCUUUCCACCCCAGCCCAGAUACCCCCUUGACACAAGGAAAUAGGCUACCUUCCCUUUCAACUUCCACCUCCAAUGGGAACAGUAGGUACUAUCUCCAGCCUCGAAGUCUAAAGCCCCAGUAA